Rhododendron vialii is the source of this 798-nucleotide messenger RNA. RefSeq lists its product as uncharacterized. The coding region runs from base 1 to 798 and encodes 265 amino acids. The transcript has a single exon. The record is from RefSeq and is a predicted model, not a curated record. Lineage: Eukaryota; Viridiplantae; Streptophyta; Magnoliopsida; Ericales; Ericaceae.
AUGCCACAACCAACGUGGCUGCCACCCUUGAACGCCCACAACAGCUACAGGAUCUAUGUCAACGCAAAUCAGUACGUUCCUCCGCCCUCCUCCUUGCCGCCGCCACCACGCCCUGCCGCCACAGGGCAUGAGUUUUUCAUCAAAGUAAACACCAGCGUCCAUUUUUUCCCUCCUGCAGACUCCAGAGUCGAACGAACAAUCAAGGGCCUCUCCACCUGGACAUCCUUCCAUCUUCCAUUAGCCAACGUGGUAUUCGAUAUGAUUGAUCUGAUAUGCAGCGCCCCGUUUCCACUAGACAGGAUCCAUUGGAUGUCACACAGGAUCGACUGGGAACAGCACAGGUGCCUCAUAGAGGACAAGAAUGACUUGAAGGAGACAUUUUCGAACUUUCUUAGGGGCUUGCUAACCGCACCGUGCAAUGCAGACCAGAGAGUGCUGGCCGUGACUCUGGUGAUUGACAAGGUGGUGCGUCUAACGGCCGACGAAUUCGCGUUGUGGGAUAGUUGGUACGACGAGCAAGCGAGGUUGAGUGAGAGCUUUGAGCGAGAGUACGAAGAGGCGGUUAGCAGGCCGAGGGGGGAGGAGAGAGGGGUAUUGCCGGAGGUGAUUUACAAAGGUGAAGAUGGAAAAGAGAAGUGUUCGAUCUGUUUGGAGGAGUUUGCGGUGGGUUCAAGAAUGGCUCGAUUGACUUGCUCUCAUCUCUACCACGGAGAUUGUGUUCUGAAGUGGCUGAAGAGGAGCAAUGCCUGCCCAUUGUGUAGGGCACAUGUUCCCUCUCUCUCCCCACCUAGGGUUUGA